Molecule: messenger RNA, 456 nt
Organism: Bipolaris victoriae FI3
Lineage: Eukaryota; Fungi; Ascomycota; Dothideomycetes; Pleosporales; Pleosporaceae
Exons: 2
Coding region: 1-456 (151 amino acids)
Source: RefSeq, a predicted model, not a curated record
AUGGCAAAAACCGGGUCGUCUUGGAAGUCACCAGCAUGGGCUGGGUCGCAUUGCAGCGGCGACAAAACGGGUCAUGAGGUGGAGGAGGAGUUUGAUUCCCAACAAGUUGCGCAGUGCCCGAGGGUGUCGGGGAAGAGGGAGAAGGGAAGGAUAUGGAUGAGCAGCACACGGGCCUCGCACGUGGUAACGGGCACUAAGAUGACGCCAGUGGCCGAACGUUGGCCCGAGCCAGACUUUUGCUCAUUCCCGCGUGAGCAGUGCCUGGUUACUGGUUCCACUCAUGAUUGCGCGGUCAAAUCACCCAAUAGUUACAAAGGAUGCGUGCGGCUUCGCGGCACGCUAGUCGGAAACAUAGCGCUCGGACUCCUAUUUGAAAAAAGUAAAUGCACCGUGCCGGACAUUUAUGGCAUGCCUAUGUCGGAUUGUGGUGGCCUUGCAACUCUCAUCACACGCUAG